Messenger RNA from Helicoverpa zea (corn earworm), 4137 nucleotides. RefSeq lists its product as uncharacterized. Lineage: Eukaryota; Metazoa; Arthropoda; Insecta; Lepidoptera; Noctuidae. The record is from RefSeq and is a predicted model, not a curated record. The transcript has 9 exons. Bases 483 to 3602 code for a protein of 1039 amino acids.
AGUCACCAGCUGCAAUAUACCUCACUGGAAUUUAUUGUCACUCAACAGCUUUGGACGAACUCAAAGGAUACGAGAAUGUUUUCUCCUGGCAACACAAUUGGUCACCUGCUAACUCUCACAGGUGAGCGUGCGCGAGCGCAACCACGCACUGGUCUUCCGUUAAGAACGCUCAGUGCAACUACGACACUGGCCGAGAACGAACUUAGAACCUCGAAUCGUAGACCGCGUCAAGAUCGUGCGCCACAACACCUGUGAACUGUGAACUUGCGGACUUUCUUGUGCCGAUUAUAUUGUGAUUGUGUUUUGUUUCGCAUAUACACGGUAGACUGAAGUGCCAUCACAGCCUAUAUUUGUUUCUACGAAGAAGUUCCUCACUGAAGUAUACUUCAUAAAGCUUUCAACACAGAAUGAGGUUGUCCUACGAAAUGAGAAUACUCUAGCAGGCAUCCAUCUAAUUUGCGGACAGUAUCGACUCAGCCGCCAUGGAUCGAAGACUAAUUGCUGUUUUGGCGGUUACCGCCCAUUUAUGUAGUGUAGUAUUGGCCGAUGGACCAGUCUACGAUGGACAAGGAAAGCCGAUCAACCCCGCGCCUGCUGGCAACUUCCUAACACAAACCGUCUAUGGAUUUCUGGACUUCACCACUACAAUAGGCAACACUGUCAUGGUCUUCUCGCCUCAAUCUGCACCACCACCAGAACCACCGAAAACCGAAAAAUCUGUGCAAGAAAACAUAAUCGAAACUAAACCACCUCCAGCAUCAGUUACAAGCGUGAAGCCUGAAGCAAUCAAACCAAGCAAAAUUUCCGAUAAAGAUAAAACCAACAAGCCCGCCGCUCCUGUAGUUGUAUCCAGUGCCGUGAACGUAGUAUCAUCCCCACCGAAAAAAGAAAUCAAAUCUCCAAAUGUGCCUAAAUCUGCUGUAAAAGAACAAAAACAGAUCAUAACAAAAGUUGAAGUAGUAGCAGGACCUUCAAAAAUAGUUGAAAGUAGCUCACCUAAGCAAUCUGGCCAAAAGUCAAACAAACAAAAUUCACAAUCGAAUAAUGCAAAGAACAAGAAAAAUGAGGGAGUAAAAUCUAUCACUAGUGUCGUGAGCAGCAAAGUUGAAGUAAAACAAGGACCUCCACCAACGAUAGUCAGUUCUAAAGUCAGUAGCGUUGUUUCAGUUAAAUCCAGCAAAGUUAUAGAGGAACCUGCAAUUUUAAUUACUAACAAUAACAUUGGCGAGCCUGAGUACGACUUCCUGUCACGUCAGCCUUCUGAGUUUGUUGAAGAAACUUACAAGGUUAUUAACAUCCGUCCGUCAAAGGUGCCUGGCCAAAAACCAAAACAUGGGCACAAAAACAGGCACCAGCCAACUCCGCCACCUGAAGAUGACGACGAUCAUCCUCUUGGAUUGGUGACAACACUUGGAGGCACCAUAGUUAAAGAUGGUCUUACAACAGUUCAUGAAACUAGUGUUAUUGGUACGUUUAUAUCUGGAAAAUAUGCUCAAGUGCUGAACAGCAACUCAAAAGUACUCCCACAAUCCGGUCAUCGAGGAAAAAUUUCUCCCAGUCCAACACAUAGGAUAUUAAAGACUGUUGGGCCGUCCAUAUCUAAAAACCACAGACAGCACUUAGAACCAACUCCUUCAAUUAGUGACGACGACAGCAGCUUCAGCAAGACAACACGUAGACAAAACAAUGGUGGAGGUUCAUUUAAAAAUCGCCACAGACAACAAAAUAAUGCUGAAAGUGAAAGCCAUAGCAGCCCACCUCCGGUUCAGAGCAAAAAGUUCAAAAACAGAAACAAUAAUUCUCAACGGAAUUCGCAAAGUACACGGUUUGGUCGACCCGUCAAUACGCCUCAACUGGCAACCGUCUCUGUUUUCAGUGAAACAACAACCUCAUCCUUUUCUAAUAGAAGGAAAAGCAACCGUAACUCAGGACAUAAGACUACCGUAACGCCGUCGAGCAACAACGACAGCCAGUCCAAACGCGGAUUCAAACCUCGGGUUCAACCCACCCCUGUUGAACAAGUGACUCCAGCCGCUUCAACCAGUGUGUAUAAAUUUAAGUUGAAUCGUGCUCCGGGAUCCGGCCGCUGGCAAUACAAAACAAGCCCAAAGCCUAAAGUGACCAUACGCAAGCUUAACGCUGACGACGAACAACAAACAACGCCUAAUUCAAAUCCGCUUCUUGACGAUACGCAAAGCAAUGAUAUCUCUCCACAAGCAAGGUCUGAUAAUGAUUUAGAACUAUCAGGUUCACAGAGUGGUCCUGGUACUCUUCUUGAAAAUGACACCGAGGACAACUCUAUUGAGAAACCGCCGCCAGUGGAAACUUUGAAAGUUGAAAUAUCUACUCCCGCUGAUUUCCGAGAUGUUUAUUAUGAAAUUGCUACGAUCAAGUCUCCUUACACAUUCCAGGUUGGACGUGUCAAAAACACUCGUAUAAUCACAGUCACAUCUACUAUAGAAAAGCGUAUAGAACCCACGUUGGCAAUCAACUCGCAAAGUUCUCUCAACGAACCGUUGACAGAAAACAUAUUAGCGACAGCAUCACCUUAUGAAAAGGAUCACAACCUCUUAGACUCAAGUAUUGCUACCCUACCUGCCAUUACAUUAUCUUCAGACAUGGAAACUCCGCCCCUAGAAACCGUCACCGAAACAUUUAGCACCACUCAGCACAUGUUGAAAACACAUAUUCUACCUGUAGUGAAAGACGUUAACUUGACUAGUAGUUUAACUUUCAUUCAAACUUAUGAAGUCACCAGAUUUGUAACAGCAACUAAAACGUUGCCUCCCAUGGACUUCUUCCAAUUCAUACCAAGCAAAACUCUCAAGGAAUUCAAUAGCCGUUUGGAUGAAGCUGGUUCCGAAUUACAUCUUGAGUUGGACUUUGGCGACAGCAAUGAAGAUGAAGAUGGCGUUCCAAGACGCGUAUUCCCACCAGAUCUAGACCUCGCCAAUAUCGGGUCAGACUUUGAUCUUACAGAAAUUGACAAGUACAGAAUGCACGAAAAUCACCUGAGAUUAAAGAAAGCCCACGGUCAAAACAAAGGAAACCAUGUUACUGAAUCACCGAACCCACCCACUCCCGCUUUGACACCAGAACAAGCUCAACAAUUAGCUCUUUUGAGACUGCUGAACCCAGCGGCCGCCGCUCAAAUUCCUGACGUUGUUACUACGUCUAAACCUGUUCUCAAGUACGAAACUAUUUAUGAAUCCCAUGUCAUUCCCGUAUAUGACGGUAAAACUACUAUUCAAAGUACUAUCUCUAGACCAGUGGCCACCAUUACCAAAACGGAAUACGAGAUUGGAACCAGCAGUCUUCCCGCCCUGCCUUUGCAAACGAUCAACCCACUGUUCCCACAACAAUUCUCCGUUAUAUCGACGCCAGUAGUCGUGAACACAGAGGUUACAGCUACUAAUAGUCAAGUUUUAAAAUUAACGUUUGGUGCGAAGACAGUUUACACGACGCUGUUCACCACUCAAGUUGUGCCUACGGUGCUGACGUCGUACGUGACGUCAUCGAUUCCCGUACAACCAACCGCCGCACCCCCCGGUUACCCCGGGUACUACCAACCGCCAUUCGCACCUUUCCCAUACGUAGGAUAAGUAGACCAGUAAAUAUUUUAUGUAAAAUCGAUAAGUGCGGACUAUAAGUUAAAAAUUGUGUUCAGCAGUGUAUGUGAUGAUAACACGUAACUUUUGCACGAGAAACGAAACUUUUAACUGUGAAUGCGUUGUUGUAGUGCACGUGAUAAACUGUAUUGCGAGUAGGUGAAAAGUAAACAGUGCAAAAGCAGCAGAACGGUGGGAUUUAUAGCCUUUGUGGAAACAUGAAAACUCUAGAGUUGUAUUUCUUAUAAAGUUUUGUGAGCUCUGCGCUACACGAUGCGUCCACUGUAACCCUACGUGGAGGUAAUGUUUACCGACGUGUAAUAGACAUAAUAUGUAACGCAAAUUACAUUUUAUUCUGUAAUUGCUUUGUAAAUAUUGUUUAUUUAUGAAUAGUACUUCUGUACAUAACUGUAUACCUAUAGCUAUAGUUGUAGAUAGCUUUCAUAAAUGUAUUUUAUAAUUUUGUACAUGUAUUGCAUAGAAUAAGUGGGUUCUAUACUUUUAUAAAAUUAAAUAAUUAAAACCUGUA